CAAACUCAACAAUCAGGUGCACUUGUUCUCCCCUCUUGAUUCUGUUUGAUUCUAUUUGCAUAGUAUCACGAGUAAACAGCACUUGCUGAAUAGGACCUCUCUCUUCUCAUCCUUCCAGUCCUUCAUCCCUGGACAUGGCUAUCCACCCCGCCCUGAGCGGGGCUCUGCAGAGUUCCCAGCCCGCUUCUAAUCCACAGCCCAUCGACAUCGAAGUCUGGACCGAGCAAGCGACGGCUGCUCUGAGCUCUGUGACCAUCUCGUCCCCGGGCGAGGUCCAAGGGGCGACCGUCUCGCUUCAGAUUCCCCUUGAUGAGCGUCCUGCCCCGCGUCCAACCUCCGUGACCACAGCCACGAAAGAGGGCGUAAGCUCGAGCUACUAUCGCCGCAAGGAGCCGGUGCGACGGGACAGCUUGAAGAGGCGUGAAGCUUUGUUGAGAGGUAAGGAGGGCAGCAGGCGCAGGCAGAGGUGGGAGAAUGAUCGCCUCCUCAGCAACCCCUACGUUGAGCCCCCUUCGCCGAAGGACUGGGAGAUCCACCCCACGCAUCCCGUGCACCAUGUCCCUUAUUACCUCGCUCCCCUCUGGGACGCCGGUCUCGCUGCCCGCAACCUUGAACGCAAGACCGCCGCAGCCGCCAAAGCCAAGUCCGCGGCCCAUCCGGUCGCCACCAACCCGACUACUCCAGGCGUCGUCCCUCGAGAGCUCCGUGAGAAGCUCAAGCGCUCCCGCGGCGCCAAAGGCCUGCUAAUGGAUCUCGAAUCCGAAGUCCGAGCCUUCGUAUCGCGCUGGGAGGAGAAUGAACGGAAGGCCAAAGACGAGGGAUUGCCUGUUGAUCCAGAUUCUUCGGACGAUGAGAUUGUCUUCGUGGGACGGAAUGGCCAGAUGAACGAUCAGAGGUCGCCGAGGUCGAGUGACGAGGCCAGACGCGAGAUAAUGCUCUUUGACACACCAGAAGGUGACCAAGGAGGUAGCUUUGGUAGGUGGUUGGUACAUCACAUUGGGAUGUACUACGGACUCCACACGUGGUCUGUUACAGUGGGUAAUCCGGCGAGGCGUGAAGCAUACAUUGGGCUCAAGGACACGAAGAUGAGGUCCGGUCGCCGUCGUUCGAGCAUCUGCAGUCCGAUGCCGAUGCCGCUUUGGGUUAUGGUUUAAGUUCUGACCUUCCCGGGACUCGCUAGGAGUGUGGUUUUAGUUUUCGAGCUGAAACCUACUAUUUUCGAGUAAAGAGGGAGAGGUUUGUGCUUGGUGGUACUGCUUUGACUAUUUAUGUGUUUUGAUACAUGUGCGCAAAUGGACAGUAUUCGUAUAUUCACAAGUCUUUCCCUACUGGCAUCUGCAUCUCCAUGGCUAGACUAGCAUAGGAAAUGGCAAUAUACAUGAUUUGCG
Molecule: messenger RNA, 1388 nt
Organism: Lindgomyces ingoldianus
Lineage: Eukaryota; Fungi; Ascomycota; Dothideomycetes; Pleosporales; Lindgomycetaceae
Exons: 2
Coding region: 135-1154 (339 amino acids)
Molecular function (GO): nucleic acid binding
Source: RefSeq, a predicted model, not a curated record